Patella vulgata (common limpet) is the source of this 14294-nucleotide messenger RNA. Its product is annotated as dynein beta chain, ciliary. Gene Ontology annotation, cellular component: dynein complex. Gene Ontology annotation, molecular function: ATP hydrolysis activity; dynein intermediate chain binding; ATP binding. The record is from RefSeq and is a predicted model, not a curated record. The coding region runs from base 202 to 13605 and encodes 4467 amino acids. The transcript has 46 exons. Gene Ontology annotation, biological process: microtubule-based movement. NCBI's taxonomy places the organism in Eukaryota, Metazoa, Mollusca, Gastropoda, Patellidae.
ACAGCCAUACUAUAAAACUUUCGGCAGAAGACGGCCUUCCAAAAACCUUGGCCUGAAGGCGUAAAAAUGUAUCUGUAGCAAUCGAAGGUGUAAAAUCUUCCAUUCGAUGCUGCAGAACACGUUUGUAUAUAUAAUAUAGUAUUGUAUUCACUACUACUGAAGACUUAUUUGUGAUUAGUUUGGCUAGCAAACGAAGUCAACAUGGCAAGCGAUUUGGAAAUAUCCGACACCCGUGUGUUAUUUGUAGCAGACUAUGUCUUAAAGACAUUAAAAAUCAAACCAGAUAAAUGGUCAAAGAUGUAUAGUGUUGAUGAAACAAAGCAAAUGUUUUUGGACUACUUUGAGAAACCAGACCUCAUUUCUCUGGUUGUUAUUUUAACUCCUGCUGGAGGUUUGACAGUUCAAUUUGAAUGGCCAAAUAAUCCAAAAGGAAAGGCAUGUUAUUUUGUGAAAAGAUCCAGGGAUCCAAUUCAAAAAGACACUAAUUUAAGGGUUGCUUUAUUGUAUGGUGAUCUAGCAUAUUCACCGUUAGACCAGUUAUCUGCAUUUGUGGAUGAGGUAUUGGUACCACUCUUGUCCAAUGACCGAAAUCAUGAUCACUGGCCAAAGGUUGUGUCAACUGAUGUCACAAAACAUGUACAUAGUCUAAAGAGCAAUGUCUUUGUAGUGUCUGGUCAAGCUAAGGGUAAAACUCUACUGCCAUUACCGGUUGGUGCUGAAAGAGUUGAAAGCAUAGCUCCUCAAGAUGACAAGGGAGAAUCAUUUGAUAGAACUUUAAUUCAUGCUAUUGAGUCAGUAAUCAUUGAAUGGACCCAUCAGAUCCGUGAUGUCUUAAAGAGAGAUUCAGCUCAACCUCUCCUCGAGGGCCUCAAUCCUACACCCUUUGUAGAAAUUAAGUUUUGGGAAAAUAAAGCCCAAAAUCUUGAAUGCAUUUACGAACAGCUGAGAGAUCCAAAGGUUAGGAAAAUGGCUGAGCUUUUAGAAAGAACAAACAGCAGUUAUUUCCCAUCAUUUAAAAAUAUUUUUAGAGAUGUAGUAGCUGCCUUGACUGAGGCCCAAGACAUCAAUAUGUAUCUUAAGCCCUUACGACAUUAUCUUGAAGAUUUAGAACAGGCUGAAUUUGAUGAAUGUAUACCUCUGUUAUCGCCUACUAUCUACACUGUUUGUCAAGUCUGGACCCACUCUAAUUAUUACAGUACUCCAGGCAGAGUCAUUGUCUUAUUACAAGAAAUCUGUAAUAUGAUUAUUAAUAUGGCUGUAGCUUUCUUGGAUCCAACUGAAAUAUUCAAAGGAGAAGUAGAAGAAACAAUAGAUAAAGUACAGAAAGCCUGUGAAGUGUUGAAAGCUUUUAAAGAUACCUAUGAGGACCACAAGGGAAAACUCAAAUCUUACUAUGAUGAAGGUGUUGAACCAAAGGAAUGGGAAUUCGAUCCACAACUUGUUUUUGCUAGAUACGAUAAAUUCAAACAGCGUGUUGAAACAGUCAGGGAAUUGAUGGAAACUGCAUUGGAAUUUAUAAAGUUGGAAAAAGUUGAACUUGGAGGAAUUAAAGGAAAAUGUUUGAGUGGCCAAGUCAUGUCCAUUUUUGAAGAAUUUAAUGAAAUCUUCCGAGUUUUCUCAGAGAGAGGUUAUGAUUGUUUGGAUCCAAGUAGUGAUGAAUUUUUAGACGAUUAUCAGAACUUUUUAGAGAAGAUAGGUGAUAUUGAUAGAAGACUUGCUACAAUUAUAUGCCAGGGUUUUGAUGACUGCUCAGGGUUGGAAUCUAUUUUUAAGCUGAUUGACAUAAUGAAUACACUGUUAGACAGACCACUAAUCAAACAAGACUUUGAAGCCAAAUAUCCAGUAGUAGUAGUGAAUAUGAACCAUGAACUAGAUGAAGCCAAGAAUAUUUAUGAUUUACAAUUGGCUAAAAAGAAAGAAACUGGAAAAGCGCCUAUUCACAAGAACAUGCCAAGUGUUACUGGAAGUUUAAGAUGGUCGAAAGAAUUAAAUGAGAGAAUUACAAUACACAUGGGAAACUUUAAACAUAUAGAACAUCCUUGUAUGGAAACUGAAGAAGCACAUCUUGUAUUUACCAAAUAUGAACAAAUGAUGAAACUAUUAGCACUGUGGGAUCAACAAGAGUAUAAAGAAUGGACAGCGGGUGUUGAUGAUGCAUGUUCGUUUAAUUUAUCACAACCAUUGGUUACGCGAAAUGGAGAAACCAAACUUAUUUCUGUUAACUUUGAUAGACAGUUGGUGGCUGUGUUACGUGAAGUGAAAUAUUUAGAAAUCCGUUCUGAAGAAGAAGUGCCAGGAAGUGCCAAUGCUGUGUAUGCUAGAAAUGAUGAAUUUAGAAAAUAUUUAGCUAAUUUAGACUUAACUGUACAGUGGUACAAUAAAGUACGAAAUACAAUAUUAGAAGUCGAAUAUCCGUUAAUAGAAAGUCAAUUACAAGAUAUAGAUGUACAGUUAGAAAAAGCAGAAACAUCAUUAAAUUGGAACAGUCAAGGCGUGUGGGAAUACAUUGAUGAAACAAGAGAGAGGGUACAUAAUCUGGAAACGCGCGUACAGAAAGCUAAGAAUAACGUAGAAGAAAUACAAAAGAUUAUGACAACGUGGUCUAAGGUUUCACUAUUUGAAAGAAAAGAAGAUAAACACGAUAGUUUAUUACAUUUAGAUGACCGUCAAGAUCGUCUUAAUAAACGAUACAAUGAGAUUAAACAAGCUGGUGAAAAGAUCCACACACUACUCAAGGAAAAUCUGGAAUAUUUUAAAGCAGAUGCCAACUCUGAUAUUUGGAAAGCAUAUGUUGAUUAUGUUGAUGAAAUGAUUGUUGAUGGUUACUUUAAUACGAUUCACUGUAGUUUACAGUUUCUCUUGGACAAUACGUCUUCUAAUAAAAAUUCUGAUCCCUUGUUCGAAGCACGAUUAGAACUGCAGGUACCAGACAUGGUGUUCUUACCAUCUCUAGAAUACGGAGUGGCAGAUGGAUUCUAUGAUUUAGUUGAUGGUUUAGUCGGUGAUAUUUAUAAACAGUCAUCUUUAAUACCUCGACUAGCAGCUCACAGUGGUCAGGAACAUUAUCAGCCUGAUUUAGAAGAUAUGGAAGAAUUAUCCGAGAUGAGACAGGAGAUAAUGGACAGGGUACAGACCAUCAUGAACAAGGCGUGCGAAUAUCGUAAUUCAUUUGAUAACUACGCAUAUCUCUGGGUUGAUGAUCGUAAUGAGUUUAUGAGACAAUUCUUGUUAUAUAAUCACGUUUUGACAACAGAAGAGAUUGAAGCACAUGCUGAUGAAGGAGUUCCUGAAAGCCCCCCAACUCUUGCUCAGUUCAAAGAACAGAUUGAUGCAUAUGAAAAGAUAUACGAAGAAGCAGAACAUGUUGAAGCCACAAGUUUAUUUGAUCACUGGUUCCGUGUAGAUGCUAAGCCAUUUAAACAAGCUCUAUUAAACAUUAUUAAACGAUGGAGUUUUAUGUUUAAACAACAUCUUAUUGAUCAUGUCACCAACAGUUUGAAAGAGUUGGCCGAGUUUAUUAAGGUAACAGACGCAGGUGUGACUAGACCACUAGAAGAAGGUGAUUAUGAUGGUCUUGUCGCCAUCAUGGGUAGUCUUUUCGCUGUUAAAGAACGCCAAGCAACCACUGAUGAAAUGUUCGAACCAUUAAAACAGACGAUUGAAUUGCUGAAAACUUACGAUCAAGAGAUGCCUGACGAGGUUCAUCUACAACUACAAGAACUGCCAGAACAAUGGAACAAUACCAAGAAGAUUGCUAUCACAGUCAAACAGCAGAUGGCACCAUUACAAGCUAACGAGGUUGCUAAUAUUAGGAGAAAGAGCGCUUCAUUUGAUGUGGAACAACACAAAUUCCGAGAGAAGUUCAGGUCUAUUAAACCUUUCCGAUUCGAUUGCGAGCAACCUUAUGAAUAUCUUGAUAGAAAUCAUGAAGAAAUCAGUAAAAUGGAGAGAAAUAUGGCUACUUUAAUGGAAUCAGCUGGUCUGUUCGAAGUGAAUGUACCUGACUUUAAACAAUUGAAACAAUGUAGAAAGGAGAUCAAACUUUUGAAGACAUUGUGGGAUUAUAUUAUUAUUGUUAAAAGUAGUAUUGAUGAUUGGAAAACAACGCCAUGGAAAGAGAUUAACGUGGAACAGAUGGACAUGGACUGUAAAAAAUUUGCAAAAGAUAUCCGAAUGUUAGACAAGGAAAUGCGAGCCUGGGACUCCUACAUGGGUGUUGAAAAUAUGGUGAAAAAUAUGUUGACAUCAUUAAGAGCUGUCGGUGAAUUGCAAAAUCCUGCCAUUAGAGAAAGACAUUGGCAACAACUUAUGGCUGCCACCAAGGUACGCUUCAUGAUGGAUGAUAGUACAACAUUAUCAGAUCUUCUGUCUCUCAAUCUACAUAACUAUGAAGAAGAAGUACGUACUAUAGUAGAUAAGGCUGUUAAAGAAAUGAGUAUGGAGAAGGUCCUGAAAGAAUUGGACGUCACCUGGUCUACCAUGGAAUUCGAACAUGAUAAACAUCCUAGAACAGAAAUUACAAUUCUCAAAACAAGUGAAGAACUUAUUGAAACUCUGGAAGACAACCAGGUACAACUGCAAAACAUGAUGACCUCCAAAUACAUUGCCCAUUUCUUGUCUGAAGUAUCAAACUGGCAGAAGAAGCUCUCUACUGCUGAUCAAGUUAUAUCUAUCUAUAUGGAAGUACAGAGAACAUGGACCCAUUUGGAAAGUAUCUUUAUCGGUUCCGAAGAUAUCAGGAAUCAGCUACCAGAAGAUUCCAAGAGAUUUGAUAAUAUCGAUAAUGAUUUUAAGGAACUUGUCAAGGAAGUAGAAGUAACCAAAAACUGUGUAGAUGCUACAAAUAAACCUAAUUUAUAUGAAAGAUUAGACACAUUACAAGGACAGCUUAGUCUUUGUGAAAAAGCUUUAGCAGAAUACCUAGAAACUAAACGUUUAGCCUUCCCCAGAUUUUACUUCGUUUCGUCAGCAGAUUUGUUAGAUAUUUUAUCUAAUGGUAAUAAUCCACCAGUGGUGGCUCGUCAUUUAACAAAACUAUUUGACAGUUUGGCAUCUCUAGAGUUUGAGAAAGAUUCAAGUGAAAACCUUUUGAAGUCGGCAACUUGCAUGCACAGUAAAGAUGGCGAAAUGGUGACAUUAAAUAAACCAUGUGAUCUAAAUGGACAGGUUGAAGCAUGGUUGAAUCGGUUAUUAGAGGCUAUGAAGGCUACAGUUUUACAUGAAUUAAAUGAAGCUGUACAAGGUUAUGAAGAGAAACCCAGAGAUCAAUGGUUGUUUGAUUAUCCAGCUCAAGUUGCUCUGUGUGGUACUCAGAUCUGGUGGACAACAGAAGUCAAUAUUGCGUUUGGUAGAUUAGAAGAAGGUUAUGAAAAUGCCCUAAAAGAUUACAAUAAAAAACAAAUUACUCAGUUGAAUGCUUUGAUUACCAUGUUAAUCGGUAAACUGUCAUCUGGCGAUCGACAAAAAAUCAUGACAAUAUGUACUAUUGAUGUACAUGCUCGUGAUGUCGUAGCCAAAAUGAUUACACAAAAAAUAGACAGUUCACAGGCUUUCUUGUGGUUGUCACAGCUUCGACAUCGCUGGGAUGAUAAUCAGGUGGAUUGCUUCGCCAACAUCUGUGACGCUCAAUUCAGAUACUCACACGAGUAUUUGGGUAACACUCCACGAUUGGUCAUCACACCCCUUACUGACAGAUGUUAUAUUACAUUGACCCAGUCUCUACAUUUAGUUAUGAGUGGAGCUCCUGCUGGCCCGGCUGGUACUGGUAAAACAGAGACUACCAAAGAUUUGGGCCGAGCUCUUGGUAUUAUGGUCUAUGUAUUCAACUGCUCAGAACAGAUGGACUACAAGUCCAUUGGUAACAUCUAUAAAGGUUUAGCUCAGUCUGGAUCUUGGGGUUGUUUUGAUGAAUUUAAUCGUAUUUCUGUGGAAGUGUUAUCUGUAGUUGCUGUACAGGUGAAAUGUAUCCAAGAUGCUAUCAGAGAUAAAAAAGACAUCUUUAAUUUCCUUGGUGAGGUGAUCCGCAUGGUACCUAGCGUUGGCAUCUUCAUCACUAUGAAUCCGGGUUAUGCUGGUAGAACUGAAUUGCCAGAAAAUUUGAAAGCACUAUUUAGACCAUGUGCUAUGGUUGUUCCUGAUUUUGAACUGAUUUGUGAAAUUAUGUUGGUAGCUGAAGGUUUCUUAGAAGCCAGACUAUUAGCUCGUAAAUUUAUUACACUUUAUAGUUUGUGUAAAGAAUUACUGUCAAAACAGGAUCAUUAUGAUUGGGGUUUAAGAGCUAUUAAAUCCGUAUUGGUAGUAGCUGGUUCGUUAAAGAGAAGUGACCCAGGAAGACCAGAAGAUCAGGUAUUGAUGAGAGCCUUGAGAGAUUUCAACAUCCCCAAAAUUGUAGCAGAUGACAUGCCCAUUUUUAUGGGUCUGAUCUGUGAUCUGUUCCCUGCAUUAGAUGUACCCCGUAAACGUAAUCUAGAAUUUGAAGCCCUGAUUAAACAAGCCACAUUGGAUCAGAAACUACAACCAGAAGAUAACUUUAUCCUAAAGGUCGUGCAGCUUCAGGAAUUGUUUGAAGUACGACAUUCUGUGUUUUUAUUGGGUAACACAGGUACCGGCAAAAGUGGAGUAUGGAACACACUUAUUAAAACUUAUCGUAACCAAGGCAAGAAACCUAUGGCUGUCGACCUUGACCCUAAAGCUGUCACCAAUGAUGAAUUGUUUGGAGUUAUUAAUCCUGCAACUAGAGAAUGGAAAGAUGGAUUAUUCUCAGUUGUAAUGAGAGAUUUGGCUAAUAUGACAGGUGAUGCACCAAAAUGGAUUGUACUGGAUGGAGAUAUUGAUCCCAUGUGGAUUGAAUCUCUAAAUACUGUCAUGGAUGAUAAUAAAGUUUUAACAUUAGCCAGUAAUGAACGUAUCCCCCUCACACCAUCCAUGAGACUUCUGUUUGAAAUCAGCCAUCUGAAAACUGCUACACCUGCCACUGUAUCCAGAGCUGGUAUUCUCUUUGUGAAUCCUCAAGAUUUGGGAUGGAAUCCAUAUGUUCAGAGUUGGAUUGAUACUCGUGAAGUACAAUCAGAACGAGCCAAUCUUCUUAUUCUAUUUGAUAAAUAUGUACCAACGUGCCUGGAUGUUUUACGUCAUCGAUUUAAAAAGAUUACACCUAUUGCCGAGAUCUGCCACAUACAGAUGUUAUGUCAUCUAUUAGAAUGUUUGUUAACACCAGAGAAUACACCACCAGACUGUGCUAAAGAACUAUACGAAUUAUACUUUGUCUUUGCCUCUGUGUGGGCUUUUGGUGGUGUCAUGUUCCAAGAUCAGUUGGCUGAUCACAGAGUAGAAUUUACAAAAUGGUGGACAACAGAUUUUAAAACUAUUAAAUUCCCACAUCAAGGAACAGUAUUUGAUUAUUAUAUAGAUUCAGAAACAAAGAAAUUUGAAUUGUGGACGAAACGAGUUCAACCUUUUGAAUUAGAUCCCGAUAUUCCAUUACAGGCUGCUAUGGUCCACACAGCAGAAACAACUCGUGUUAAAUAUUUCUUGGACAUGCUGGUUGAGAAACGACGACCUGUUAUGUUGGUUGGUAAUGCUGGUACAGGUAAAACAGUACUGAUGGCAGAUAAACUGCUCAACUUAUCCGAAGAUUAUAUGGUAGCUAAUGUACCUUUCAACUUCUAUACAACAUCUGAAAUGUUACAAAGAAUUCUGGAGAAACCAUUAGAGAAAAAAGCUGGUCGUAACUAUGGUCCACCCGGUACAAGACGCCUUAUCUACUUUGUUGAUGAUAUGAACAUGCCAGAGGUUGAUAAAUAUUUCACAGUACAACCUCACACAAUGAUUCGUCAACAUAUAGAUCAUGGUCAUUGGUAUGAUAGAACUAAACUCACACUUAAAGAAAUACAUAAUACACAGUAUGUGGCUUGUAUGAACCCCACUGCUGGUAGUUUUACCAUCGAUCCACGUCUGCAACGUCACUUCUGUGUUUUUGCUAUGAGUUUCCCUAACCACGAUGCUCUGAAGACCAUUUAUACUAGUAUCUUGUCUCAGCAUCUGGCCUUAAAUAAUUUUGUUCCUGCUGUCCAGAAAUUUACAGAACCAAUAGUUAACGGUGCUCUAACUCUACAUAGUAAAGUUACAACAACUUUCUUACCAACUGCCAUCAAAUUCCAUUAUAUUUUCAACUUAAGAGAUUUAUCCAACAUUUUCCAGGGUAUAUUGUUUUCUCUCAGUGAUUGUGCUAAGACACCUGUAGAUCUUGUUCGACUUUGGGCUCAUGAAGCAACAAGAGUUUAUCAUGACAAACUAACAGAUUUAAAAGAUAUUGAAUUGUUUGAAAAAGUACAAAAGGAUGUUGUGAAAAAAGUCUUUGAGGAUAUUGAUGAUACCGUCGUCUUCCAGCAACCCAAUUUGUUUUGUCAUUUUGCUCUUGGUAUUGGAGAACCCAAGUAUUUACCAGUUCCAGGCUGGACUGAACUCAAUAAAAUUUUAGUAGAAGCUCUAGACAAUUACAAUGAGUUGAAUGCUGCUAUGAAUCUUGUGCUGUUUGAAGAUGCUAUGAUGCAUGUUUGUCGUAUCAAUCGUAUUUUAGAAUCUCCACGGGGUAAUGCCUUAUUAAUUGGUGUUGGUGGUAGCGGUAAACAGAGUUUAUCGCGUCUCUCUGCCUUUAUCAGUAGUUUAGAUGUAUUCCAGAUAACUCUCCGUAAAGGAUACAGUAUUGCUGAUCUCAAAACAGAUAUCGCCACACUUUAUAAAAAAACGGGAAUCAAGGGUGUUGGUACCAUGUUCUUAAUGACUGAUGCUCAAGUUCCAGAUGAACGUUUCCUUGUAUUAAUCAAUGAUUUACUGGCCUCCGGUGAAAUUCCAGAUCUUUUUGCUGAUGAUGAAAUAGAAGAGGUCAUCAGCGGUGUGCGUAAUGAAGUAAAAGGUCAAGGGUUAGAAGACACAAGAGAAAAUUGUUGGAGAUAUUUUAUUGAUAAAGUGCGAAAAACAUUAAAAGUCGUGCUGUGUUUCUCCCCAGUUGGUGCCACAUUACGUGUUAGAAGUAGAAAAUUCCCUGCUAUAACAAACUGUACAGCCAUUGAUUGGUUCCAUGAAUGGCCUGAAGAAGCCUUGUGUUCUGUCAGUGCCAGAUUCUUAGAAGAUAUAGAAUUAUUACAAACUAAUACCAAAGCUGCUAUUGCCAAGUUCAUGGCUUAUGUUCAGAAAUCUGUCAAUGAUAUAAGUCAACUUUACUUAACUAAUGAAAGGCGUUAUAACUACACAACACCAAAAAGUUUUCUGGAACUCAUCAAUCUUUACCAGAAUUUACUGAAUAUAAAAAACAAAGAACUACAAGCAAAAAUUAUACGAUUGGAGAAUGGUUUAGAAAAGUUGAGAAGUACAGCCUCUCAGGUUGAUGACUUGAAAUCCAAAUUGGCUUCUCAAGAAGUAGAAUUAGCCCAGAAAAAUGAAGAUGCCAACAAAUUGAUUCAAGUUGUGGGUGCAGAAACUGAAAAAGUAACAAAGGAAAAAGCCAUUGCUGAUGAAGAGGAACAGAAAGUUUCUAAGAUUACAGUUGAGGUCGAGAAGAAAGCUGCUGAUUGUGAGAGGGAUUUGGCGAAGGCUGAGCCAGCUUUAUUAGCUGCUAAAGAGGCUUUGAAUACAUUGAACAAGAACAACUUAACGGAGUUGAAAUCUUUUGGUACACCUCCAACUGCUGUCACAAAUGUAACUGCUGCCUGCAUGUGUUUGUUAGCACCUGGUGGAAAGGUUCCUAAAGACAAGAGUUGGAAGUCUGCAAAAAGCUCAAUCAUGAAUAAGAUUGAUGCAUUUUUGGAUAAUCUUAUUAAUUAUGAUAAAGAUAACAUCCCCGAUGCUUCAUUAAAAGCUGUACAGCCAUACCUCAACGAUCCUGAAUUUGAACCUGACUUCAUCAAAUCGAAAUCCCUUGCUGCUGGUGGACUGUGUGCCUGGGUUGUGAAUAUUGUUAUGUACUAUAAUGUCUUCUGUACUGUAGAACCGAAAAGAUUGGCUCUUAAAGCUGCCAAUGAUGAAUUGUCUGCUGCCAGAGAAAAGUUACGUGUCAUCAAGGCUAAGGUAGCCGAAUUGGAGGCAACAUUAGCCUCGUGUCAAGCAGAGUUUGAAAGAGCUACUUCCGAAAAACUCAGAUGUCAACAGGAAGCAGAAAGCACUGCUAAAACAAUUGAGUUGGCUAAUCGUCUUGUUGGUGGUUUAGCGUCUGAGAAUGUAAGAUGGGCAGAGGCUAUUAAUGGUUAUCGCGAACAGGAGAAGAGUUUACCUGGUGAUGUUCUCAUUACAACUGCUUUCAUAUCAUACGUAGGUUGCUUUACUAAGUCGUACCGUUUGGAUUUGAUGGACAACUACUGGCUACCGUAUUUGAAAGACAAAUCUGACACCAUACUUGUAUCAGAAGGUUUUGAUCCGCUCUCACUGCUGAUUGAUGAUGCCCUUAUUGCUACAUGGAAUAACGAAGGUCUACCUGGUGACAGAAUGUCAACCGAGAACGCAACAGUAUUAACUAGUUGUCAACGCUGGCCUCUUAUGAUUGAUCCACAAUUACAAGGUAUUAAAUGGAUUAAGAAAAAAUAUGGUGCUGAUUUGAAAAUUAUCCGUCUCGGAGCUAAAGGUUACUUGGAAGCUAUUGAGAGAGCCGUGACAAAUGGUGAUGUGGUUCUUAUUGAAAAUAUUGGUGAGAGUAUCGAUCCUGUACUUGAUCCAUUGUUAGGAAGAAAUACCAUCAAGAAGGGUCGAGCUAUUAAAAUGGGAGACAAGGAAGUGGAGUAUCAUAAAGACUUUAAGCUUAUUUUACAAACCAAAUUAGCUAACCCUCACUACAAACCAGAAAUGCAGGCUCAGACAACUCUGAUUAACUUCACUGUAACAAGAGAUGGUUUAGAAGAACAGUUGUUAGGAGCUGUUGUCAGUAAAGAAAGACCCGAUCUUGAGAAAUUGAAAAUGGAUUUAACACAUCAACAGAAUGAAUUUAAGAUUACACUGAAAGAGCUUGAAGACAACCUUCUGGCUCGGUUAUCAGCUGCAGAGGGAAAUUUCCUUGGAGAUUAUGCCCUCGUUGAGAAUUUAGAAACCACAAAAAGAACAGCAGCUGAAAUUGAGGUGAAGGCUGCCGAAGCCAAGAAAACUGAAUUCGAAAUUAACAAAGCUCGUGAAGAUUAUCGUCCAGCUGCAUCUCGAGCUUCCUUACUAUACUUUAUUAUGAAUGAUUUACUUAAGAUUAAUUUGAUGUACCAAUUUUCAUUGAAGGCUUUUAGCGUAGUAUUUGACAAGGCUAUUGAUAAGGCCGAGCCAGCUGAAGAUGUCAAACAGCGUGUGAUAAACCUUAUCGAUUGUAUAACCUUCUCAGUAUCCACCUACACUACAAGAGGAUUGUUUGAGAAGGAUAAACUUAUCUUUUCUACGCAAAUGGCUUUCCAGAUUCUUCUCAUGACUAAUGAGAUUAAUCCUGUAGAGCUUGAUUUCUUGUUACGUUUCCCAGCUCAACAAAAUGUCACCACACCAGUAGAUUUCCUCAACAGUAACUCGUGGGGAGGAAUAAAGGCAUUAGCUUCUAUGGAAGAAUUCCGUAAUUUAGAUAGAGAUAUUGAAGGAUCAGCUAAAAGAUGGAAGAAGUUCGUAGAAAGUGAAUGUCCAGAGAAAGAAAAAUUCCCUCAAGAAUGGAAAAACAAAACAUCACUUCAGAAACUAUGCAUGAUGAGAGCUUUACGUCCUGACAGAAUGACCUAUGCCAUAAGGAACUUUAUUGAAGAAAGAAUGGGAACAAAAUAUGUAGAAGGCCGAGCUGUUGAAUUCAGUAAGUCCUUCGAAGAAUCAGGACCCGCUACACCAGUCUUCUUUAUUCUAUCACCUGGUGUUGACCCACUGAAAGAUGUAGAAGCUAUCGGUAAAAGACUCGGAUUUACAGAAGAUAACAAAAACUUCCACAAUAUAUCUCUUGGACAAGGUCAGGAAAUUGUAGCAGAACAAGCAAUGGACAUUGCAGCUAAAGAUGGACAUUGGGUCAUUUUACAGAAUAUUCAUCUUGUAAGUAAAUGGUUAUCAACUUUAGAGAAGAAACUAGAAGAAUACAGUGAAGUAGGACAUGAUGAUUAUCGUGUAUUUAUUAGUGCUGAACCUGCUUCAUCAAACGAGUAUCACAUUAUACCUCAGGGUAUCCUGGAACCAGCUGUCAAGAUUACCAACGAGCCCCCGACUGGUAUGUUUGCCAAUCUACAUAAAGCCCUUGAUAACUUCACUCAGGAUACACUCGAGAUGUGCGCAAGGGAGACAGAAUUUAAGAGUAUUCUUUUUGCACUGUGUUACUUCCAUGCUGUGGUGUGUGAAAGACGUAAGUUUGGACCUCAAGGAUGGAAUCGUGUGUACCCCUACAAUACUGGUGAUCUGACCAUCAGUGUUAAUGUACUGUAUAACUAUCUAGAAGCUAAUGCUAAAGUACCAUGGGAAGAUUUGAGAUAUCUAUUUGGAGAGAUUAUGUAUGGAGGUCACAUCACUGAUGAUUGGGAUAGAAGACUAUGCAAGACAUAUCUUGAAGUCUACAUGCAUCCGGAAAUGUUGGAUGGAGAGUUAUAUUUAGCUCCCGGUUUCCCCAUUCCACCAAACUCUGAUUACAAAGGCUACCACAGUUACAUAGAUGAAGUUUUACCCCCAGAGAGUCCUUACUUAUAUGGUUUACAUCCUAAUGCUGAGAUUGAAUUCUUGACAACAACCUCUGAUAAUUUGUUCCGUACUGUGUUUGAGAUGCAGCCACGUGAUGCCGGAGCUGGGGCCGGUGCUGGUGUUAGUCGAGAAGAAAAGGUAAAGGGACUGUUAGAUGAAAUUGUUGAGAAACUUCCUGAAGAAUUCAACAUGCUAGAAAUUAUGGGUAAAGUACCACUAGAAGAAAGAACACCAUACAUUGUUGUUGCCUUCCAAGAAUGUGAAAGAAUGAAUAUGUUGACAUCUGAGAUUCGCAGAUCUUUGAAGGAGUUAGAUUUGGGUCUUAAGGGUGAAUUGACAAUUACUGCCGAUAUGGAAGAUUUGAGUAAUGCGCUUUUCUUGGAUACUAUACCAGAAACCUGGAACAAGAAAGCUUAUCCAUCUUUGUAUGGUCUUGGAGCCUGGUAUGCUGAUUUACUACAAAGAGUCAAAGAACUUGAAACCUGGACCUCUGAUUUCCAACUUCCUGCAGCCGUAUGGCUGGGAGGUUUCUUUAAUCCACAGUCCUUCCUGACAGCUAUCAUGCAGCAGAUGGCACGUAAGAAUGAAUGGCCAUUGGACAGAAUGUGUCUGCAGUGUGAUGUAACGAAGAAGACACGAGAAGAUAUGGCCGGACCUCCCCGUGAAGGAGCUUACGUGCACGGUCUGUACAUGGAAGGUGCUAGGUGGGACACACAGACAGGUAUGAUCAAUGAAGCCAGACUUAAAGAGUUGGCUCCACCCAUGCCUGUUAUGUUUAUCAAGGCCAUCCCCGUGGACAGACAAGAUACAAGAAAUGUUUAUGAAUGCCCUGUAUAUAAAACAAAGAGCAGAGGUCCUACGUACGUCUGGACCUUCAACCUUAAAACCAAAGAGAAAGCCAGUAGAUGGGUUCUCGGUGGUGUUGCUCUCCUAUUACAAGUUUAAACAUUUUAAUCUACUCUAUAUCAUCACAUUAUUUAUAUCAAAAUCACUUCACAUACUGAAAAAUUCCACAAAUGUACAUUACAGAAUAUUUAUUUGUCAGUGCUUAACAAUAUAUUUUUCUAGUAUUCUUAUCUUAUAAGACAAUUUUGACAGAUCCAGCCAGAUAUUAAGCAAUAAUUUUAAGAAACUUACUUCAGCAUUGUAUUUUCAAAACUUUAAUUCAGCAUUAUUUUACAAAACAUAAAAAAAAAUUAUAAAAUGGAAUAUAAGCUUAUAAUUAUAAGUUUAAAUGUACCAGUACUGUAUUAAGAUUCUUUAAGAUAACUCUGACAAAUUCAGAUAUUAAAACAUAAAUUACAUCAGCAUUGUAUAUUUAAAAAUUAAAUCAGCAUUAUUUUACAAAAUUCUGUUAUAUUUUUUGAAUUUAAGAUGUUCAAAGACUUCAGCAUUAACACAUCAGAUUUUAUUGUUUGAAAAUGAAAAACCUUCCUUUUACUCCCUGUACAUUGGUAAUAUUUAUUUUUGAAAGAAUAUGGUUAAGUUUUGUCACAAUACUUUCUGCCAUGUUUUCUUAUCAGUGUUCCGUCCAUAACUGAUUUGUUGAUUUUUAUUUAAAUUGUUCAUAAAUUAUUUAUAAAUUGUAUGUAGGAAAAUUCAACGCAGUUUGAAUAAAAUUAUUUAUUAAAUAG